Toxoplasma gondii ME49 is the source of this 4025-nucleotide messenger RNA. RefSeq lists its product as hypothetical. The record is from RefSeq and is a predicted model, not a curated record. The coding region runs from base 1116 to 3896 and encodes 926 amino acids. The transcript has 5 exons. NCBI's taxonomy places the organism in Eukaryota, Apicomplexa, Conoidasida, Eucoccidiorida, Sarcocystidae.
CUGUUUCGCUGUUGUCUUCGCAACUGCGACUGCGUGUUUUUCGUGACUCCGGUCGCUCAAGGGUCUCCUUGCUUUGUCUUUUUCGGGCAUUUUCCACUCCCUCCUGCCCUGUCCAAGGACUGCAGCAAGAAGCCGGUCUUGAGACAAGCAGCUCGAAGCCCCGCUCUGGACGCUCUCACUUUUGUAAGAGCUGGCAGAUUCGGCCGCAGUCCAUUUUGUUUGUUUUGCCUGCUCCGUUUGCUUUUUUUAUCUCUUUUCUGUAGCUCGAAGCCGUCCUUCUUCUAAAAUGCGUCGCGGUCGGGACCUUUCACAACACAAAAAGGUCCUCGCAAGGUUCCCCGUUUUCCUUGACUCCUUCCGUCUCUCUCCCCUUAUGUUCUUGUUUCUAUAUCCCUCUCUUUUUUCUCGGUUUCUCUCUCUUCCUCUGGCUCGUCGCUCGGCUCUGGACCCCCCGCGCGCUCUCCUCUGCUUCUGUUCGGCCUUGUCCGCGGACCUGCGGUUGUUGGUCUCUGUGCGUUAUUUCCAUUCACCCUCUCUGGGACCGCCCUGCCUUCCUCGAAGAAACGGCGAGGAACGCAAAAAGAAGGCAGGCUGAACUUCCCUGCCGUCGCACGACGGAAACUUCCCCAGCAAUCUUCGUGGACAGACGCGUCUCACUGCGUUUCUUCUCACUGCGUUCCUUCUCACUCUCCUACUCCUCGUCUUCGUCUUGUCAUUUUCCUGCUGUUCUUCUCCCUAGCGUCUCUUUCUUCUCUCCUCUCCCUUCUCUUCUCCUCUUCCUUCUGUUCUGCGCGGGAGCUCGGGCAAGCGCAGCAAGCGGCAGAGCGACGAGGUGCAUGCGGCGCUCGGCGUCUCUGAGGAGAGAAAGGCUUUCGAAGAAUUAACAGACAGAAGAAGCAGGCGUUUCGGACAGAGCCGGCGCCGUGGGGUAGCGCGCGAGGGAGACGCUGGUUCGGUGGCGGAUACGUCUUUUCUCUUAGUCAGACCGGUCUUUUUAAGUUGCGUGAACAGCAUGCAGGCCAUCGGUCCUAUGUAGGAGGAAGGCUGAUUCGGCUUCCCCCUUUCUUACAGAGUUCCUCUUCUCUGAGACGCUCUCGCCUCCACGUCAAGGAAAGAUGGACGUCUCUGGAGCGCUCGCCAGCGUUCCGGAGGAGGCAAGAGAAAAUUCCGAGAGAGGGCCAGGCGACGUCGAACGAGGAGCAGAAGAAGAAAGAGGACGCUCGACAGAGGCGGAGGGAGCCGACGUUUUUGGUGAAAGGGGAGAGGAGAGAGAGAAGGAAGACGGAGACAUGGAAACGCCAGAGAGAGGAGACAGAUGUGGGGAGAGAGGUGAAAGAGAGGAACGAGAGGCAGGGGAGGCAGGGACUCGCGGAGGCGAACCGAGGGAGGAAGACGCAGAAGCUCGGAGACUCGAGCAGCUCCUCAGAGAAGCAGCGGACGAGAAUGCCCUGGUGGAGGCAAUGAUCGAAGUUGAGGGAGGAUUGAGGAUUCGUCGUUCUUUUAUGCUCUCGGACUUUUUUCGGAGAAACUCAAGGAAGCGGAGCCGCACAGACACGAGAGCUGGGCGGGACGCCGCCAGACCUCCUCGCAGAAAUGCAGACCCACCCGAUGCAGUGCAUGCCGCAGAACUGGGUCGCUCAGCGGACUUCCAGCAAGAAGAACGAAGAGAAGGGGCAGUGGCUGGUGGAAGCAACCGACGGCGAGGAGGGAAGGCGAAACAGGAAGAAGACGGAGAAGAAGACUGGAUCCUGGUUGAUGACCGCUUUUUCGUCAAACGGCGACGUAGGCUGUCAAAGAGGGCGUCAGGAUCUCUUCACUCCCCACCGUCGUUCCCGCUUUGUUCUUCUUCGAGUUCUUCGUCUUCGCAGAGCGCGAGAGAAGAGUUUUCUUCUCUCUCAGUCUCCCAAGGCGCAUGUGAGGUGGACGAGAAGACAAGCGUUGAGGAGGACGGUGACAGCAUCUGGAGGGAUGCCUCAGAUGACCGAAUUCAGGAAGAAGAGAGACCGAGACGCAGGAAGAACAGACGCGUCCACCGCCUGUGGGUCGACGAAGGCGAAGAAGGCGAGAGCGGAGAGGAGACGAAGACCGAGGAAGAGAACCACGACAGAGAAAGACUCGCCGGCAUAGAGACAAGAGAGAAGGCCGCUUGUGUCGAGGCGAGAGAAGAACCGAGUCUCCCGUUGACGUCAAGAGGAAGAAAGCGGUGCACAGCUGGCGAAGGCGGUACAGAUCUAGAUGCGGACGGAAAGAAGAGAAGAGACAGAACCAAGAGGAAAGGAGAACGGAAAGCAAAAGACGGAAACGGAACGAAGGGCGUCUGCUUGCGGCUUUUGUCCACGGGUCAGAUUCGCACGCUCCUCCAGAGUGUACCUACAGCAGAGUUUGUGUUGCACAGAUUUCUCUCCUCAACGAGCUUUCUGGCGGCGCCCGUGGAGACCCCAAGGAAGCGGGCAAAACUGGAGCGAGGAGGAAGGGAAGCAGAAAGUCGAGGAGCAGCGGCAGAUCUGGAGCGCCCCGUACCGCCUGAAAGGCUGUCCAAGGAGGGAAGAGAAGCUCAGAAACAAGGAAGGAAGGAAGCCGAAGUCUGGAGGGAGGAAGGGGAGACUGACGGCGGAACAAAGCAAGAAAGACACGAUGAAAGAGGGAUGGAAGGCAAUCGCGCCCAAGAGGAAUCUACGCAGGGAGACCUUUUCGAUGCCGACGACGUAGACGGAGAGGCUCAUGGAGGAGACAGGCAGGUGGAAUCCCCUCGUACGCGGCCACAGAGCUCCUCCGUGAAACAUGCAGAAGGGGAGGAGACAGCGUGGCCCAGAAAACGAGACGCACUCCAUGGGUGGACGCGAGCCGUGACGGAUGCCAAGAAGCUCUGGUUGGAGUCUCUUCUGCGACCGAAAAUGGUCGCUGUGGCUGCUCAUCUCCUGGAAGCAAACGGUCGAGACGCAGACAUCUUUGCAUGCAAACGCUUCCCAACCUUCGAUCGCCUCCAGGCGGCCUUCCUGCGGACUCUGGGGGCCUCUGCCCCUCCCACCAGCCCCGGCGGAUCGGCGUAUAGACGGAGAAGGCGACCGGCCGCGCGUGCACCUCCCGCGGGCAUUUCGCCGAGGGAUCUGCGACCUCGCAGCGUUCAGAAGGACUCGCCUUUUCUCUCGGCUGUGGCGAGCGGCGGGCAGAUUGUGUCUGCAGGCGCUUCACCGCAGUCCGGCUUCGAGAGCGAAGAAGGAGACAUGCCUGAGACGGACAGAGAGACGGACGUCUCAGGACAGGCCAGAAGACGUCUUGAAGGCGAAGAGGUUUCGCUCUUCCUUUGGCUGUUAAAGGAUUUUCUUUCCUUCACAGAUCUCUGUCACUUAAUGAGCGCGUGCACAGUGCUUCGGCAGGAGCUCUCUCACGCGCUCUACUGGACCUGUCUCUCCUUUCGUCCGCUCGAGGCUGCGGGGACUGUCUCCUGUCGAGGGAGACAGUGUCGCCCGUCUGCAGAGGCGCAGCAGGAACAGCUUUUUUCCCUUCUCUCGCAGCCGCGCUUUUCCACCUUUUCUGGAGUGUCUUCUCCCUCCUUCGACGUUUGUGGCUCGGACCGUCUCCGCGCAAGCUCGCGGCUCACUCACCUUCGGCUGCAAAUGCACCUCGGGCCAUCUUUCGGACCGUCUCUAAAGGUGACGGGACUCACAUGUCUCCACAGGGUCGCCGCAGCUGCGCCCAAUCUUGUGCACCUCGACCUCACUGGCUGCUUGCCUCCAGGGGAUUGGUGCGACGGUCGAAGUCUGCUGCCUCAUCUGCGUCACUUGUUUCCGUCUCUGCAGUCUUUCGUGACCUCCCGGGGCGCUGAAGUUUCGGUCGCUGCUGCCUCCGCGAAACCGCCAGAGCGAAAACCGCGACGAGUCGAUCAAGGAGUCUAAGGCCGCGGCUGCGUCCAGGUGUAGAUGCCGUAGAGGCAUGUGGAUUUCCUGUGUCCAGGCAGCGAUCUGCUUGGAGUGCCUUUUCCACCGCGCUUGGCUUUUGAACACACUAAAAAAAGUAAUGUUGGC